AUAGAGGGCUGCACGCCAUAAAACCGUGCUGCGGUGGCAACCAAUUGAGAGUGAUUUCGCCCCGUUACAGAGCAGCUGGUUUCCAGAAAGUUCAUCAUUGUAUCAUAAAGGCAUCAUUGUAUAACUACUUAAACGCUCUCCUUAGUAUUCAACAUUCAGGUCUGCCGUUUACUCGUGAUCAGUAGUUUUCCUCGGUACAAAAAUAAAAGAUGUUGCUGAAACUGGGAGGGAUGCGAGCCGCACUGGGUGCGUUGGCAUUGCGCAGGGCCUGGUGUCUGUCUCGCUCGGGUCAUACGGCAUCGCAGACACUGGAGUACAAGCCUAUUAAAAAAGUCAUGGUGGCUAACAGAGGAGAGAUUGCCAUCCGGGUUUUCCGGGCGUGUACAGAGCUGGGAAUCCGGACGGUUGCUGUGUACUCUGAGCAGGACACUGGCCAGAUGCAUAGGCAGAAGGCAGAUGAGGCCUACCUCAUAGGAAAGGGUCUGCCGCCUGUCGCUGCUUAUCUCCACAUACCCGACAUCAUCAAAGUGGCCAAGGAGAAUGACGUCGACGCUAUCCACCCGGGUUACGGCUUUUUGUCCGAGAGGGCCGAUUUUGCUCAGGCGUGUUCCGACGCUGGGGUGCGUUUUAUCGGCCCUUCUCCUGAGGUGGUCCGUAAGAUGGGUGACAAGGUGGAGGCUCGUUCCAUUGCCAUCCGUGCUGGUGUGCCAGUGGUGCCUGGAACAGAUGCUCCGAUCUCCUGCUUGCAGGAAGCACAGGAGUUCUCCAACACGUAUGGUUUCCCAAUCAUUUUCAAGGCGGCCUAUGGGGGCGGAGGGCGCGGCAUGCGGGUGGUGCGGGAGUACGAGGAACUGGAAGAAAACUACCAGCGGGCCUACUCCGAAGCCCUGGCUGCCUUUGGCAAUGGAGCUCUGUUUGUGGAGAAAUUCAUUGAGAAGCCAAGGCACAUUGAAGUACAAAUCCUGGGUGACAAGUAUGGGAACGUGAUACACCUGUAUGAGAGGGACUGCUCUAUCCAGAGGAGACACCAGAAGGUGGUAGAGAUCGCUCCAGCCUCACAGUUAGAUCCCCAUCUCCGAGACAGACUCACGGCAGACUCGGUCAACCUGGCCAAACAGGUUGGCUAUGAGAACGCCGGCACGGUCGAGUUCCUGGUGGAUAAGAACGGAAAGCACUACUUCAUCGAGGUGAACUCUCGUCUCCAGGUGGAGCACACGGUUACUGAGGAGAUCACAGAUGUGGACUUGGUGCAUGCUCAGGUGCGAAUAUGUGAAGGCCGCAGCCUGCCUGAGCUUGGUCUGAAGCAAGAUAAAAUCAAGAUCAAUGGCUCAGCCAUCCAGUGUCGUGUAACCACUGAGGAUCCAGCACGAGGCUUCCAGCCAGACACAGGAAGACUAGAGGUUUUCCGCAGCGGUGAAGGAAUGGGCAUUCGGCUAGACAGCGCUUCAGCUUUCCAGGGUGCUGUUAUCUCCCCACACUAUGAUUCUCUCCUGGUUAAAGUCAUUGCCAGCGGUAAGGACCUUCCUGCCGCCGCUGCCAAAAUGAACCGGGCCCUUGCAGAGUUCCGCGUGCGUGGAGUUAAGACAAAUAUACCGUUCCUCCAGAACGUCUUGAAUAACGACCAGUUCCUGUACGGCACCGUGGACACGCAGUUCAUCGACGAGAACCAGGAACUUUUCAACCUCAGACCUGUUCAGAACCGAGCCCAGAAACUCUUACAUUAUCUGGGUCAUGUCAUGGUGAAUGGACCAACGACUCCCAUCCCUGUGAAAGCUAAGCCUUCCUCUAUUGAUCCAGUCAUCCCAGCAGUGCCUCUCGGAGCUCCUCCAACGGGUUUUAGAGAUGUGUUGCUAAAAGAAGGCCCUGAAGGCUUUGCCAAAGCGGUGCGCUCCCACAAAGGUCUGCUGUUGAUGGACACGACCUUCAGAGAUGCCCACCAAUCUCUCCUGGCCACUCGGGUGCGCACUCAUGACCUUAAAAAGAUUGCACCUUUUGUGGCUCACAACUUCAACAGCCUCUUCAGCCUGGAAAACUGGGGAGGUGCUACAUUUGAUGUGGCAAUGCGCUUCUUAUGCGAGUGUCCUUGGAAGAGGUUGCAGGAGCUGCGUUCUCUGAUCCCCAAUGUGCCUUUCCAGAUGCUUCUGAGAGGAGCCAAUGCUGUGGGAUACACAAACUACCCAGACAACGCAGUCUACAAGUUUUGCGAGGUGGCCAAAGAGAAUGGUAUGGACAUCUUCCGUGUCUUUGACUCUCUGAACUACCUUCCCAACAUGCUGCUGGGAAUGGAGGCAGCCGGGGCAGCGGGAGGUGUGGUGGAAGCGGCCAUCUCCUACACCGGCGACGUCUCUGACCCCAUGAGAAAGAAAUACUCACUGGAUUACUACAUAAAGCUGGCUGACGAGCUCGUGAAGGCUGGCACGCACAUACUUUGCAUCAAGGAUAUGGCCGGCUUGCUGAAACCAGAAGCUAGCCGUUUGCUGAUUGGUGCACUGAGGGAUCGUUUUCCUGACAUGCCCAUUCACGUGCACACUCACGAUACGGCAGGUGCCGGCGUGGCAGCCAUGUUGGCGUGUGCAGAAGCCGGAGCUGACAUCGUGGACGUCGCAGUGGACUCCAUGGCUGGCAUGACCUCUCAGCCCAGCAUGGGUGCCAUCGUUGCCUGCACAAAGGGAAACAAACAAGACACAGGCAUAUCUCUGGAUAAGGUCUUUGACUACAGUGAGUACUGGGAAGUGGCCCGUGGUCUCUAUGCUCCGUUUGACUGCACAGCCACUAUGAAAUCCGGGAACGCUGACGUUUACGAGAAUGAGAUCCCGGGAGGCCAGUACACCAACCUGCACUUUCAGGCUCACAGCAUGGGCCUAGGCAACAAGUUCAAGGAGGUGAAGAAAGCCUAUGCCGAGGCCAACAAACUCCUGGGAGACCUCAUCAAGGUGACUCCGUCUUCGAAGAUCGUGGGAGACCUGGCGCAGUUCAUGGUCCAGAACUCCCUGACACGGGCCGAGGUGGAAGAGCGGGCCGACGAGCUCUCCUUCCCUCUCUCGGUGGUGGAGUUCUUGCAGGGCCACGUCGGCAUCCCUCAUGGAGGCUUCCCGGAGCCGUUUAGGUCUAAGGUGUUGAAAUCGCUGCCUCGUAUAGAUGGUCGUCCAGGUGCCUCACUCCCCGCGAUGGACUUCAAGGGUUUGGAGAAGCAGCUGCGUGAAACGCACGGUGAGGACAUCACUCCAGAGGAUGUAAUGUCUGCAGCCAUGUACCCCAAAGUGUUCCAGGAAUACAAGGAGUUCACCACCACCUUCGGACCUGUCGACUGCCUCAACACCCGCCUCUUCCUGGAUGGGCCGAAGAUUGCAGAGGAGUUUGAGGUGGAGCUCGAGAGAGGAAAGAUUCUCCAUAUUAAAGCACUGGCACUGGGCGAUCUAAAUAAAGCCGGUCAGAGAGAGGUCUUCUUCGAGCUCAAUGGUCAGCUGAGGUCUGUCCUGGUCAAAGACACCGUGGCCCUUAAGGAGAUGCACUUCCACCCAAAGGCUCUGAAGGAUGUGCGGGGUCAGGUCGGAGCGCCCAUGCCAGGGAAAGUGGUCGAGGUCAGGGUCAAAGAGGGCCAGAAGGUGGAAAAAGGCCAGCCUCUGUGCAUCCUUAGCGCCAUGAAGAUGGAGACCGUGGUGAACUCGCCACUUUCUGGCACCGUGGCUAAAGUCUAUGUCAAAGUCGACAGCACCCUGGAAGGCGAUGACCUCAUUCUGGAGAUCACAGAGUAAAGCAAGCAACGUCAGAAGGCAUCCAGGACACAGCUCUGAAAAGUGCUAUCAGCUCCUGUAUGGGCCUGUGUACACACACACACACACACACACACACACACACAGGUACACACACACACACACAGGUACACACACAGGUACACACACACACCAAAAGCACACAUUUUUUAAAGCAGAUGUAUGCACAGAUUUUGGAACUGACAGAGGGAGGGAGUUCAAUAUUUAGUCUAAAAUGAUCUACACCUAGUUAUUGCCUAAUGUAUCCCGAAAUUAGUGUUUGUGCACUGGGUGCAGAAGAGUUCUUGUUUUCAUGUCAUCUGAAUCUAUUUUGCAUAAUCACCUGUCAUGUGUAAUCACCAGAGCUAAUGAUCCAUGAGCUGAAAACUAGUGUUACAUUAACAUUGAGUGUCUCUGUUUAAUGUUGAUGUCAUUAUGUCUUGGAAAUAUGUAGAAACAGGAUUGUGGCAGUAAAAAGAUUAACUAUGAAGAAAGCAUGCAAUAAACGAAAAUGAUGAGUUUACUCUGCAGAAAAGUACAUUUAAAUAGAUAUUGAGAUAUUAAUAGCAGCUAAUUUCUUGUACAGUGUCCUUUGAGGUGUUGCCUUUAAUUCUGAAUUAACUAAAAGAGAAAUAAAAUGAAAGCUCCCAUGUAGCCUGUACCUUAGCUUUCUGUCUUUCAUUCAGUUGAGAUCAGUUCAGAAUUUUUAGUUGUUGGGUAAAGUCUAAACUUUGGCAAAAUUCAUACAUAAAGUAAAAUACUAGCAUCAUGAUGAAUAUGAUCUAUGGCCUUGUUAGCCCUGAGUGCCUGAAAGCUCUAACUAAUGCAUUCUGGGUAAACCGCAGCAGAGUGUGAAAGGAUUGGCUGGCUGACCACUGAUGCAUUUUUUUGGCUGAGUUUCAAUUAUAACAAUGAUCACUGAUGGUGAGAUGAGGUCCAGUGAAACCCUGAAGUCUCAGAGCUCUUGGAGAAUGCACUUUCCUCGAUGCUGAUCUUGAGUUAUUGUUCUGAUUUACCCCUGAAUGUGAAUAUCACACCAGUCCUGUUACAUUCCUCCUGUGAUCAGGCACGCUAUUUUUUUGGCCUGCAGAGCUGCGUUCCCUAUCUUCCUUUCCCUUUUCCAUUCCCGUCCCCUUUCCCUGUCCCCUUUCCCCAUCCCCUCACUACAGCGUUGCAACUGGAGGUUUCUCAAUUAGUGUUAUCUUUUUGUAGCUUGGUAUCAAAUGUGAGGUUUGCAAGAGGCUUCUAUGGAGAGCACUCAACACCGAGCGUUCACACACUUGAAUAGUGGCGAAUUGGUAAUCCAUUAGCCAACACCUGGAGUGCCUCAGCUUCGGCUGUGGAGUACCAUUUAAUUGGGGGUAUAACCAUCUUAACCAGGCUAAUUUUAGACAUAACUUGCUUGAUGAUGCUUAAUAACUGGAAUGUCGUCGUCCUGUCGUGCAGUAGUAAAAAAUAAACUGGAAUGGCUGCUAAAGAGAUUUUUUGACCCAAUGUCCCUUCAGAGCAUCUGUAGUGUAUGUGAAAUUAUAGUUACCGAGAAGAAUUUUCAACAAGUUUCCCAGCGCUGAGGAAUCAACCGCAAAUCCCAUUAGCUGAAACUUCUAGCUAGAGUCUAAGGGUAGUUAAAAUCUAUCAAACAGUAAUAAGCGUGUAGCGCAACGACCAUAACACCAGCAAUAAAGGUGCAAUUAUCAGACAGAUAUGAGAAUUUAUAUAGCUCAUACAGCUUGUGUUUACUUUUAAUUUCCAGAAGAUUUAUGGUAUCAGUGAGCCUUCUGGUAGAAAGUAACGACAACUGUUCUUACUUUUUUCCUUAUAUUAGUAGUGCAGUGAGAAGCUUCUUACUGUUACUUUGUUAGAAAUUAAGGUUAUUUUUACGUGUUUUGGCAGCAUGCUCAGCUCCAGGGUCACCAGUUUAAUCCAAUGCUUAGGUUAUUGUCUGUGUGGGAUUCCGCAUGUUCUCAUUUCCACUGGUUUUCUCUGGAGUCACUGGUUUCCUUCCACCUCCCAAAAUCAUGCCGCCAGGUUGUUUGCCUGUGCUAAACUGCCCUUACUGUACGUGUUGAUUUUGUGAGUGCAUGUUAUCCGUUAUGGACUGAUCACUCAUUAAUACUACGUCUCUGCUUUCUCAUUCCCAGGAUCCCGAAUCUAUAAUAAGCCUGUCAAGGAUAAAUGGCUUACUAAAGAUAAAUGAAUUCAAUGUUUUUUUUUUUUUUUUUUUUUUUUAGAGAGCUUUAUACAAUACCAAGUUUGAACUGAAGAUUGAUUCUUUUAAACAGUGAUUUACUGCUUCAACAGCUACCCUUAGACUUCCAUCAUUAAUGUUUAGAUCAAAACGAUCAGAAAUGGAUUAAAAUGUUGUGUUUUUUUUGUAAGGUAAGAUGAGUAUAAAUUCAUGCACCAGGCUUUGUUUUUCCAGUCUUCACCUAUCCAGUUUUGGUAAAGCCUCAAUCCUGACAGGACUAAAACCUGAUGUGGACCUUCUGCAGAUGAUUCCCCUUAAGCUUUGGCCUGUUAUGCAUUCUGUGAUUGCAUUUCUGUUCAACACAGUUGCAAAGUGUAGUUAUUUGAAUUACUCGGGACUUCCUGUCCAUUCAAACCAGUCUGUCCAUUUUUCUCUGCUCUGUUUGAUAGGAAAAUUGUUUUUCUGGUAGCUUUUUAUGCACAAUGCUGCUGUUACAUGAUUGACUGAUUGCAUAACUGCUUGAAUGAGCAGCGGCAGUCAAGUGAGUGCGUGUUGAGCGAGAUUGGGAAUUGUUACAAUAAGUUUCUGUCAGUAACUCGUAUUGCAGUGCUCUCUCUUAACUGUUACUCCUGUCUACUAGUCAUACUGACCUCCACCGUGUUCCACAGUUCUAUAUAUUACAUCACAAUUUGCUUACUAUGAUAUUCUUGAGGUGUAGAAAGGCUCUGGACUUCUCAAUGCCAUCACUAGUCACUUGUAUUUGGUCUUCCUUGUGGCAUUAACUGAUGUUUUUCCUUGUGGCUAAAAUAAAUGUUUUACUGACAUGUAACAAGUUUUUCUAAGCAACUAUUGUUUACUUCAUGGUAGAUGAGGGUUUUACAAAUGGAAUAAAUGUUUCAAAAUGAAUGCACUUGUUUCAAGUAAUGAAAUUCAGUAUGCUAAAUUGUAGGUAUGUAUACAUUAAUAAUUGGGAUCAUGCUGCAGAGAAGUGGAAUUAAUCUUACGGAUGUGUUCAAAAUGAUUGAUUUAAUAGUGUUGUCUCGAUGUGCAUUUAUUUCCCUUCCAUAUGUGAUCUUAAUGAUUUGUAAGAGUUUAUGCAAAUACCAAUUCUUCAGAAACCUUUGGUCUAUGUUGGAAAAUAAAAAACGGAUGUAAAAUAAAAAAGUAUAACAGA
Tachysurus fulvidraco (yellow catfish) is the source of this 7114-nucleotide messenger RNA. RefSeq names its product pyruvate carboxylase a (gene pcxa). Gene Ontology annotation, cellular component: cytoplasm. The transcript has 22 exons. The record is from RefSeq and is a predicted model, not a curated record. Gene Ontology annotation, biological process: pyruvate metabolic process; gluconeogenesis. Gene Ontology annotation, molecular function: ATP binding; metal ion binding; pyruvate carboxylase activity. Lineage: Eukaryota; Metazoa; Chordata; Actinopteri; Siluriformes; Bagridae. Bases 210 to 3755 code for a protein of 1181 amino acids.